This is a messenger RNA of Setaria italica (foxtail millet), 1766 nucleotides long. Its product is annotated as patatin-like protein 3. Gene Ontology annotation, biological process: lipid metabolic process. NCBI's taxonomy places the organism in Eukaryota, Viridiplantae, Streptophyta, Magnoliopsida, Poales, Poaceae. The record is from RefSeq and is a predicted model, not a curated record. Bases 126 to 1526 code for a protein of 466 amino acids. The transcript has 3 exons.
GCGAGCGCGCUGGGCAGUCGAGACAUCACCACCUCCACCCCACCGAAAGCUCGCCACUCUCCUACUCCCCCCUCCCCCACCCCUCCAUCCAUCCAUCACGAGCUAGCCCAGCUGCCGCAGCAGCUAUGGCGUCGCCUCCAGCCGACGUGGACCUGGGUAAGCUCAGCUACGAGAUCUUCUCCCUGCUCGAGAGCAAGUUCCUCUUCGGCGGAGCCGGCUCCGUGCCGGGCACGCCGGCGCGGGCGGCCGCAGCCGCCGGGGAGGACAGAGGCCGGGUCCGCGUGCUGGCGAUCGACGGGUGCGGGCCGGGCCCCGGCGACGCGCUGCUGGCGGCGGUCGCGCUCGCGAGGCUGGAGGCCGCGCUCCGGGAGCGCGCGGGGGACCCCGACGCCCGCGUCGCGGACUUCUUCGACGCGGCCGCGGGGGCCGGCGCCGGGGGCGUGCUGGCGGCGAUGCUGUUCCUCAAGGGGGAGGACGGGCGGGCGCGGUACACGGCGGCGGACGCAUUGGCGUUCGUGGCGGCGAGCCUCGGUAGGAAGCAGGGAGGGUGGGGCGGCGACGGCGGCGGCGGGCGGCGGAGCAGGUGGGCGGCCCUGCUGUUCCGGCGCGGGGAGCGGUCGUCCCCGCUGCGGCGGGUGUUCGGGGACGCCACGCUCCGGGACACCGUCGCGCCGCUGCUGGUGCCCUGCUACGACCUCGCCACGGCGGCGCCCUUCCUCUUCUCCCGCGCCGACGCCGUCGAGAGCGACAGCUUCGACUUCCACCUCCGCGACGUCUGCGCCGCCACCUGCGCCGGCGGGGCCGCCGCCGCCGCCGUCCGGUCCGUGGACGGGCGCACGUCCAUCGCCGCCGCGUCGGGAGGAGUGGCGGCCAUGGGCAACCCCGCCGCGGCCGCCAUCACGCACGUGCUCCACAACAAGCAGGAGUUCCCGCUCGCCGCCGGCGUCGACGACCUCCUCGUCGUGUCCAUCGGCUCCGGAUCCUCUGCCGGCGCCGGCGCCGCCGCAAGCGCCACCCCGUCCGCCGGCUGGCGAACGCCCAUGCCUCCGCGCUCGCCGUCGCCUGCCGAGAUGGUCCGCCUCACCGCCGAGGGCGUCGCCGACAUGGUCGACCAAGCAGUGGCCAUGGCGUUCGGGCACACGUGCGGGCGCAACUACGUUCGCAUCCAGGCGGCGUCGCCGGCGUGCUCCGGGAAGAAGUCGGUGGACCCGAAGAAGGCGGUGGCGGUCGCCGACGGCAUGCUGACGCAGCGGAACGUGGAGGCGGAGCUGUUCCGUGGGCGGCGGCUGUCGGAGAAGUCGAACCGGGAGAAGCUGGACGCGUUCGCGGCGGAGCUGGUGAAGGAGCACGAGCGGCGGGCGCGCAGCCACGGCCUGCCCAACGUGGUGAUCAAGCAGGCGCCCACGGCGGCGGGGGCGGCGACGCCGCGGCCGUCGUCGGCCACCACCGCCUCCUCGGCCACCGCCACCGGCCGAACCGCCUCCACCAUGCCGUCGCCGGCGUCGCAGGGCUCGUACAGCCACUAGCGGGCCGCCGCCGCGCCGCCCGUUCUAAGUUUUGUACAUGCCGUGGACGACACAGAGGAAAGGGGCGCUAUUCUCUUCUUCCUUCUGUUUUUUUUUUCUCUCUUCCAUGUUCACGGGUCACUGACACGUGAGCUAGGCCGGCAACUGAGCUUAAACUAAGUUAUGUCACGGGGGAAGUAACUUAUAUAUGUGAAAAUUGGCGAAGAAUCGGCUCGAGCGGAUCCUAUUGAGUUCCAUGCA